GGCGGCCGCGCGCUGGCGCUCAGAGCCUCCGCGGCGCCCUGGGAACUGGGAACGCAGUUAGAGCCGGUCUCCGCGGCCCCAGGUCUCGGCGCCCGAGGUCUCGGCGCCCCAGGUCUCGGCGCCCACCAUGCGGCUGAGUCCUGGCCUGCUGUUGCUCCUCCUCAGUGGCCUGCAAGCUGUUAUUCAAGCAGAGGAAGUCAGGGCCAUGGUGGGCAGUGACGUCAAACUCAGCUGCGUCUACCCGGGAACAGAUCGUUUCGACCUAGACGACCUGUUUGUCUACUGGCAAGUCAGCGAGUCAAACGCAGUGGUGACCUACUACCUCCCCGGGAACAGCUCCACAGGCCUCGAGGACAGCCACUACAAGAACAGGGCACACCUGUCACUGGACAGCAUGCAGCAGGGGGACUUCUCCCUGCACCUGCGCAAUGUCACCCCCCAGGACGAGCAGAAGUUCAACUGCCUGGUGUUUAGGAAAUCCUUAGAGCUAGGAAGGAUCUUGGAAGCCGUGGUCACACUGCACGUGGCAGCCAACUACAGCAUGCCAGUGGUCAGCACGCCCAGCCGUCCCUCUGCAGAGCAGGAGCUCACCUUCACCUGCGUGUCUACAGACGGCUACCCGAGGCCCAGCGUGUACUGGAUCAACAAGACGGACAACAGCCAGCUGGACAAGGCCCUGCAUAACGACACGGUCUCCCUGAACCAGCGGGGCUUGUACGAUGUGGUCAGCGUCCUGAGGGUCCCUUGGGCGCCCAGCGUGAACGUCGGCUGCUGCAUAGAGAAUGCGCUUCUGCACCAGAACCUCACGGGGACAGAGACCUUCAUUGGACCUGAAGCCAUGGUGACAGACAGCCCAGCGCGUCCCCAACAGGAGGGGAGUGCGGCCGUCGUCAGCACCCUUGCCAUCCUGCUGGUGAUGGUGAUCGUGGCUGUGGCCACAGGCUGCCUGUGCAGAACCAGGUGUCCCCGUCGCAGCUAUACAGGUGCAAGGUUCGUGCAGUAGGAGGAAGAGCCCACAGACCAUGUUUGACAGGAACUCACUGCCCAGGACGGGGACAGGGUUUCUAUGAAGUGCCACUGGGUGGACAUCAUACACAGCUUGGUGACAAAGGGGACAGUGAGCCACCUGCCCAUGUUGUCUGCCAGGACAGGAUCCACCUGGCCAGGAGGGGCCCAAGAGGCUGACCCUGGGGAGAAGCCUCAGACACUGCCCCACCCAGAGCGAGGUCCUUCCCAACAGGGCAGCAGCACUGGCACACAGUGCCCAGGAGCCCGCUGAGCCUCUGCGCUUCAGCACCAGGCUCCUCCCAAACCAGGAACCAGGCACAGGCCUCGCGGGGCACAGGGGUUCCUGAGAGCCAAGGAAGGGCGUUUGGUUUGGAAGGAGGAACGCGUACCUGCCCUUACAGGAUGACCUCUGUGACCGCGGGAGCAUUGAGGGUGUUUGCAGGAGACCUGACCCAGGGCCUACCAGCUGCUGCCCUGCCAGGAGCUCCCGUGUAGUGUGCGUGUGUGUGUGCACACCUGUGUGCGUACGUGCGGGAAGUGGCCAUGCCGGAAGCCCCAGGAGACCCGCUGGACUUCGCUCUCCUCUGGGACCCCUGCGGAAAGAACACUGGAUCUUGCCUGUUUUGUCAAAGGCGCCAUCGUCCUCCUCAAGAGACACGAAGGUGGUGUGCUCCAGAGCCUCCUGGACCUGCCGCUACGCUGGGUACAGGGACCUGUCCCUCUCCCCUCCCCACUCAGCACUAAAAACACACGAGCAGCCGAGGUGGGCGGCACCCCAGUGACCAUCAGAGUCCUGCAGGACUGCCCAGUGGAGGCUGAGGUCCCCUGCCGGCCACGAGGUCUGUCACAUUCCAGCAGCAGUUCCCUCAGAGUCCCCCCGCCUCCCUGCAGGACUCCACAGUGUGAGGCCUCCUGUCCAGUGCCAGUUUCUGCAGCCCGACAGGCCACUCCAUGACAGGCAUCAGCCCUGACCAAGCCUCCCAGGGCGGCCUCUGUGUGCUGGUCCAGAAUGGAUACAGCAGGCCGCUGUUUCCAGGGGGCCUGGGGGCACACCUGCGUGUGUGUGUGUGUGCGCACUUCCAGGUGAACCAGGCGUGCACCAUCCCCUGAGACACAGGUCUGACCCCUGGCUGUGGGCGAACGCCCGCCCUCCUCCUGCCCAGAGCCCCCCAACAGCCCCCGUGGUCAGGGCCUGUGUGUCACAUCCACAGUCGCUGGGUGCUAACAGGUGUUUGAGGGGUGCACUUCUCACCCAGGCAGAACAAGGCCUCACACUUGUGAGAACUAGUGUUUUUCUGUCCCCACCCCACCCCCUGGUGCUCACAGGCUUGUCACAGAGCAUGGUGACGGAGCCACCCACACUUCAGCAGGAGCAUUAGGGAGUGUGUCCACUGUGAACGAAUAAGGAAGCCGGGUGGGACACCUUGAGCUCCGUGACUCGGGGGCUGAAGCAGGAGGACCCCACGUUCCAGGCCAGCAACUUAGUGAGACCCUCUCUCAAAAUGAAAUUAAAACGGGCUGCGGUGCAGCUCGGGGCAGAGCACCUGCCCAGUAUUGCAAAAA
Marmota flaviventris (yellow-bellied marmot) is the source of this 2571-nucleotide messenger RNA. It is a transcript of the gene Icoslg, whose product is annotated as inducible T cell costimulator ligand. NCBI's taxonomy places the organism in Eukaryota, Metazoa, Chordata, Mammalia, Rodentia, Sciuridae. Gene Ontology annotation, molecular function: signaling receptor binding. Gene Ontology annotation, cellular component: external side of plasma membrane. The record is from RefSeq and is a predicted model, not a curated record. Gene Ontology annotation, biological process: T cell receptor signaling pathway; regulation of cytokine production.